Molecule: messenger RNA, 4839 nt
Organism: Didymodactylos carnosus
Lineage: Eukaryota; Metazoa; Rotifera; Eurotatoria; Philodinida; Philodinidae
Source: the annotation of a GenBank genome assembly
AUGUUUCGAUACUCACUUUUUUACUUGAUUCCUCUGCUUGGAAUCUUGCUAUCAACAACAGAUUCAUCUGCUCUAAGACCACUACAGUACGAUGAUGUUCCGACUCAGCAGCUAAAUUUAAAACAAGAUGUUUGUGAUUUGUGGUUGAAUGGUGAGCGUCAAUCCAAUGAACUUAAAAGACUCAUUUUUACUGGUGUGCGUCCAUUCGCAGCAACAAAUGCGGGCAAAUAUUCCAGAGCUAAAGUAUCAAAUUGGAACGAUUGUGUUAGUAAAUGUUGCGAAUUCCAACGAUGCAAUGUAGCGUAUUGGAUUCAAGAAACAUGUCUCCAUAUUGAAUGUUUAUCCGAUGAAAUGUGUAAACCUAUUAAAGACGACAAUGAUGAUACGGAUACUGUCUAUUUACAACUACGAUCUGUUGAUUCAACCGCUGCUUUACUUGAUUUUGAGGAUCCAGGUGUUGAUGAUUGUAAUGAAACAUUAUCAUGUCCAAAACAUGAAGAAUGCGAGAAAAUACAAAUUAAUGCUAAUCUUCAAAGAAAUGUAUGUUCAUGCAAGGAGAAGAAUUAUCGACUUAUCGAUGGUGUGUGCCGGCAGUAUCUUUCUCAUACUUCAUCAUGUCAUUUGUAUAUCAAUGCUGAAGAAUGUGAUGAAAACGAAGAAUGCGUCAGACCAAGUGAUCGUGCUAAACACGGCUAUUGUCAGUGUAAACUGGGUUUUAUUCGAACAGAUAGAGAUGCGUGCAUUCGAGAAGAACAAGAAUCAAGAUUAGUGAUAAAAACAACUAAGCCGUCUUCGACGUCUGUUCCUGCUGCUCAUUCUCAAUUUAUUGUGAACGCCGGUGACGAUGAAACAUUAACUUUUCCGGUACCUGACGAAAUUAUACUUCAUGGGCAUGUGUUAUUUCAGUUGAAUAAAAGUGAAAUAUCUUUUCAAGAUUUAUUAAAAGUGAAUAGAAAUUUUGUAUUAAAAUGGUCAUAUAUACCGUCACGAAAUGUACAACCUCCAGUGUUUGAUCAGAUUAAUGAAUUACUUAAAAUUAAACAUUUUACAGAUAGUGGCGUAUAUGAAUUUGAACUAAAACUAUUAGACAAUGAAUUAUCACAUCAACCUGUAGGAACAGAUACCGUCAAAAUAACUGUCUUAAGAGCUGCAACAACUACAUUAGCACCCUUCGCACUUUCUGUUCAUACACCCGAACUUGUUCAUUUACCUCAAAGUGCUGUAUAUCUAUAUGCGAACGUAUCAUCAAAUCGAAAAAUUAAAUAUGAAUGGAAAUAUAUGGAAGAUGGACCAACUACACCGAAGAUGCAGGGUACUGACAUGCCUCAGUUACUAUUACAUGACCUUCGUCCUGGUAAUUAUACAUUUCGAAUCCAUGUGCGUGAUGAUAUUAAUAAUGAACAAGCAAAAAUUAUUCAGAUGGUUGUGGAUGGCGAACCGAUCCGUGCAAAAGUCGGUAAUCGUAAACAAGUUGUAUUUUGGCCAACAAAGGAAACAAUACUGGAUGGUACAUUAAGUGUUUUGGAAUCAUUUAUACAAUGUACAUGGACGUUAAUUGACAAUAAUGGAAAGUCCAAUGUUAUUAACGACGAUAUUGUUAUUACUCAACCUCAAUCAUUGAAAACAUCUGUACAAAAUCUUCAUAUUGGACAUUAUAAAUUUCAAUUAAAACUUGUUACAAAUGAUAAAAAAUAUGUGUCAAGAGAUUAUGUUGAUGUUCUUGUUUACGCACAAAAUGGUCAACCACCGGAAAUUCAGUUACUAACUCAAACGAAUGUUAAUAUUUUAAAAAAUUUGAUUGUCAUCGAUGCAUCGAAAACAAGAGCAGAUUAUGGUAUUGCCAGUUGGAAAUGGACGAGAACACCAGAAAGUCCAGCAGGUGGAAGAUUUAUCAAUAAUUCCGAUUUAUCCCCAAUAGCUAUGUUAACACAAUUACAUGUUGGUCUGUAUACUUUUGUUUUAAAAGUCACGGAUGAUCGUUCUCAAGUAUCCUCACAAUCGGUAAAUAUUACUGUCGAACCAUUGAAUGAAGAUGGGAAAGAUUUAUUUGAAAUUCAAUUUCAAACAGAGAAUAAUGCUUUGUUUACUGAACAAAUGUUAAAUAAUUUACUUUUAAAUCUUCGAGUAUUUUUGACAGAUUUACAACCACAAUCAAAUAUAACGGUAAUAUCUAUCAGUGAUGAACAACUACUAUUAGUAGCAAGUGGGGACAAUGGAGUAGCAUUGAAACCACAGCGCGUCGUUGAACAUUUACGUCCAAAAUUAAAAUCAAUCAAUCAAUUAUUUAAAAAUAUUAAAAUUUCAGAUAUUGACAGCUAUUUGUGUCUUCAUGAUUGUUCAAGGCAUGGAGUGUGUGAUAAAAAGACGAAACAAUGCCGUUGUGAUAAAUAUUAUAUGGAAAACUGGUAUAAAAAACAAUUUCAACAUAUACCCAAUUGUGAUUUUCGUCUUCCUUAUGUGGUACUAUUCUCUAUGUCUGGUAUAAUAUUACUUUGGACAACAUGCUGGUUACUUCUCUGUUGUUGUUUACGGAUAAAACGACGACGAUAUUUAUUAGCAAAACGAAAACGAAUUAGAUAUCAAUUAUUAGAAGAAGAUGAUAAUACAGCACGCGAUUCAAAAUCGACAAAUGUUGUUAUAUCUGAAUCUGAUGAGAUAACCGAUCAAGAUGAAGAAACAUUAUAUGAUAAACCAUUACUGACUUCUAGUUCGAAUACUGCAGUUAGUUCAAAAGGAUUUUUAUCAAAAAAAGUUUCAUCAAAAUCUCCACUUUCAUUUCCCGUUCAAGAUAAUAAUGGAAGUCCAUUGGUUGUCGGUACAGUGUCAAACGAAGUGCCUGAACAGCCUGUUAUAUCACCUGUAUCGGGUUGUGUGUAUGAAAAACGUCUAAUUAUAAAAUAUAUUCAUGAACUGGGUACCGAUCCAAUGAAUGGACAACAACUGACCGAAAAUCAAUUGAUCGAUGUUAAAGUUACACCAAUUGGAAAACCAAGACCCCCAUCGGCUACGUCUAUUCCAGCUAUAUUAAAAAUGUUACAAGAUGAAUGGGAUGCUGUUAUGUUACAUAGUUUUACAUUACGUCAGCAACUUCAGACAGCAAGACAAGAACUUUCUCAUGUGAUGUAUCAACAUGACGCUGCUUGUCGAGUGAUAGCAAGACUAAACAAAGAAGUAACAGCAGCACGAGAAGCACUUGCCACAUUGAAACCACAAGCGGGUAUUACUGGUCAAAAUGUGAUACAACCGCAACAUGCAAAUGAUACCGUCGUUCCACCUUCUAAUGCGCUUUCAGUAGCACAUGCAGCAGGAGGAGAAACUGCUUCACAAACUGUUGCAGAAGGAAUGUCAGAUGAAAUUAUCGAAAAACUACAAACAAAAGCCACUGUCCUUACUCAACUUCGUAAACAACGUGGUAAAAAAGUUCCGGAUAGUUUAACAAGUGUGGAUGAUAUGAAAAACUUCCGUUGUGUAGCUACACACACCGGUUUGCAUAGUGCAAGUAAUCCUGGUAUAUUGGCACUUGAUGUUUAUCAGAAAGAUUCCAAUAUUAUUGUUACAGGUGGUAAUGAUCGUCAAGCUGUUGUAUUUAAUAAGGAAAGUGCACAAGUUGUUGCUACGCUCAAAGGUCACACGAAAAAAGUCACACAUGUUAUUCAUCACUCAGAUGAGGAAUAUGCCAUUACUGCUAGUCCUGAUUCGACAAUUCGUGUAUGGCAUAUACCUAGUGCUCAAUGCACUAAGUUAUUAAGAGUACACGAUAAUCCAAUAACCGGUUUAUCGUUACAUCCAACGGGUGAUUAUGUUUUGUCAAGUUCAAAUGAUACAUAUUGGGCAUUGUCUGAUAUUCGAACAGGAAAACUUCUUGUUAAAAUACAAGAUAGCACAUCACAAAGAGCUUUAACGUGUGCGCAGUUUCAUCCUGAUGGUAUUAUAUUUGGUAUUGGUACACAAGAUAGUGUAAUUAAAAUAUGGGAUUUAAAAGAAUGCAAUAAUGUAGCAGAUUUUCCGGGUCAUAGCGGAGCUAUUAGUGCAAUUGCAUUUUCAGAAAAUGGUUAUUAUUUGGCAACAGCAGCGGAUGAUUCUGUUAUUAAAUUAUGGGAUUUGAGAAAAUUGAAAAAUUUUAAAACAAUCACGUUAGAAGAUCGUUAUGAAGUUAAAGAUCUUGUAUUCGAUCAAAGUGGUGUUUAUCUUGGAGUAGCUGGCACGGAUGUUCGUGUCUAUCAAGUAAAACAAUGGGAUUUACUUAAAGUAUUUACUGAUCAUACAGCAUUAGCUACUGGCAUUCGUUUUGAAGAAUUGGCUAAUGUUAACCGUUUAAAACGUAUAUUUCGUGCUUAUUUUUGUGAUCAUGAAACAUGUGUAAAUAUGUCAGUAGAUGAUGUACAAGCACUUGUCAAUGAACGCGCACAUUCGUGUGCAAUGAAAUAUCGUCAAAAACUAAGACGUUUACAUUUAUCACAUACAGAUUAUCUCGUAACUGCAGAUGGUCGUUUGCUAGAUCAUUUAGAAGAUGUCGAAACAGAUGAAUACGAAAAAAUUUCGAAACGUUUGCAUUCGACAAGACGUAGUCUAAUGUCAUUUAAUCAAUCGAGACGUCCAAAGUCAGUUGAAUUAAAAUUAAAUGAGCGUGUUCGAUUAAUGAAAUCUGUAACAGCUGCUGCAGCUUCAGCAACAACAACAACGACAACAACAACAACAAAACAAUUCCAGAUUAAUAGAAUAACAACAAUGACAAGAACCAAACGAGCAAAAUCAUUUAGUGCAGAUAUUUUAGAAAUUCGAGAAAAUGAUCAAAAACAAAAGUUAAAUAAUGAUUUGUUCUCCGUAACAGUUGUGUAG